AUGGAGAAAAUGGGGCAGACCACGCCAAGAAAGAUUACGGAUUUCUUUAAUCGUCCCGGAUUCGCUAACCUAAAUCAACAUCUUACUCCGGAAAAGAUACGAUUUCAGCCCCGCGAUUCGCAGUCAUCCCCGCGGACCUCGUCAUUUAUUGAUCUCACUAUUGAACCCGACGAUGGCCCAGGCGACCAGCUCAAGUCGUCGCUUAGCCAAUCAGUAAAUGAUAGAGCCUCCACCCCCACGCCGACGCAAAGCUUCCAAAGUGUUCAAAGUACGGACGAAGCCUUACCGUCAUCGGUGAAUGGAGGUCAUCAACCGUCCCAGCGCAUUAUCAAAGGGGGAAAGGAAGUUGUCAUCAGCUCCGAUGGAGAAGAAUCGGAUUCGGACAGUUCAGUAUUUGACCCUGCUCUAAUAUUUGGAAAGGCAGGCAAGAAGCCUGACCCACCCAAAUUUCUCUCUGCGCCGAGACAUAUCACAACAACACCAAAGAAAUACAAAAAUAACAUCGACUCCCUCGUACACGAGGCUGUUGAUGAUGAUGAGAUAGAAGCCAAUGUCGCCAAGGAGAAAGCCGCCUUCGAUGCUCUGCGCAAUGCCACACGGAAGAUAUCUGAUACUGGUGGGAACACCGGCCUACACGAAGAUAUGUUGACGUCAGUGCUGGGAGAAAAUGAAGACGAUGAUGGCAUGGGUGCUCGGCGUCUAAUGGAUGCUGUUCGAAGAACCGACGCUCUUAAUAUAGACAAAGUCUGGCGGUUCUUAAAUCAAAACCAGGCGGCGCCAGUUGGGGUAGAAUUUCCCAAGAAUCUAUUCAAUCUCGAUUCGCAACUAGCAUCUCUACAUGAGCCUGAGUCCCGAGAACGUGCCUUUCAAUCUGGCUUUCUUGAAUUUACGGCCUCAUUGCAACGCCUACCAGAUGAGUUCAUGCUGUGGCUUCUUCGCUCUGUCCCUCUUGAGCCUCGGGAAGAGUUGAGACAAGCCUACGUUAGGGUGUUGACGGUCAUUCCAAAACAACCCGAUGCUGCACGGAUAAAAUCUAUCAUUCGUCCGGAUCACAUCAAUCAACUUUUUGAAUCACUGGGCGCAAAACCACAAGCUUUAAGCAUUUCGGAACCCAUCGUUGAAGACUCAUACGAUCCAAGCUACCACGAGCCUGCAUUGAAGGAUCGUGCCAUUCUACUUUCUAUCUUCCAUUUGCUUCGGGAUGCUGCUCAAUUGUUUGCCAACGACACCCGGGAGCAUGCAAUUCAAAUCCUGCUGCGCAUAACUUUGGACACUUCACUUACGGCAAACGACAUGAUCCGCUCGGAACUUCAAAGCUGUGUCGGUGCCCUUUUGCAAAGCGUACCGAAACCCGAUGCCGAGGAGACGGAACAUCGAAUCUGUACGACCAUAUACGAGACCUUUCGGGAUUCGCAAUUUCAAAGUCGCAUGCUGCAACACAUUCUCCCUACGACUAUGUGGAUAUCGCGGCUCCGAUACCGUCUCGCCGUGGCAUUCUUACUUCGAAACCCCUCUCCGUUGAUGGAACCCAUCCAGGAUGUCCUGGAUCUGCAACGCCUGGCUGGCUCUUUAAUUGGUGAUGAGCGGUUCCACGUGAAAGUACACAAGGCAAAGGGUGACUAUGACUAUGGCGAAUUAACAGCCAACGCCAUCCUUUUGGACAUCGCUAUCAACACUACUCUAUAUGAUUUGAGAUACAGGCAAGACAAGACAGACGAGGAUUUCAACGAGGCCGUUGAUGCUCUCGCAAAGCGGAUCAAGAGAAUUUUCAACUCGAUCGAAGACACUGGAGCUUCCCACCUGAAACGGAUGUUGGCCAAAGAAACACUUGAAUCCGUCCAUUACCGCAUGGUCUACUCCGUCCGGUCCCGACCUCAGCCUAAGAAUACCUUGUUCGCACCAUAUGCGAAAAAGACGAAUGGCAAUAUUCAAAGUCAUUUUUUUAAGACCAAGACCAUAGAUCCGCUUGAUGAAACAUCGAUGCCGAUCCGUCGACACGGAUGA
This is a messenger RNA of Penicillium pulvis, 2004 nucleotides long. RefSeq lists its product as uncharacterized. NCBI's taxonomy places the organism in Eukaryota, Fungi, Ascomycota, Eurotiomycetes, Eurotiales, Aspergillaceae. The record is from RefSeq and is a predicted model, not a curated record. The transcript has 7 exons. The coding region runs from base 1 to 2004 and encodes 667 amino acids.